Messenger RNA from Penicillium coprophilum, 1047 nucleotides. RefSeq names its product sterol desaturase family protein. The transcript has a single exon. Lineage: Eukaryota; Fungi; Ascomycota; Eurotiomycetes; Eurotiales; Aspergillaceae. The coding region runs from base 1 to 1047 and encodes 348 amino acids. The record is from RefSeq and is a predicted model, not a curated record. Gene Ontology annotation, molecular function: iron ion binding; C-4 methylsterol oxidase activity. Gene Ontology annotation, biological process: ergosterol biosynthetic process.
AUGGAUUCCAAACCACUAUCCAAAGAUUCUAUGCAAUCAACAUGGCGCACAGCCCCUCGCAGCGAAUGGAACAUCAGUCAUUACCUGCUCGACGUGCUUAACGCCCACCCCAUCGACCUAAACAAGGAGAUCCCAGUACACAACAAAGACGAAAAAGUGCCAUACAUGCCUCAGUGGUCUCUCCAUCGCUGGGUUCUCUUCUACUCCGCCCUCCCCCUCCUCCUCCACGAGACCUACAUGUCAUUCACCGGCCGCACCAUAGGCCCAAUUACCGCCUUCAACUUCUACUUCUUCGCCUUCAACGCAACAGUAAUCUACCAAGUCCACAUCCUCCGCCGUCUAGGCCACAAACACGGCUUUCUAGACGGCGACAAGCACGAACGCGACGGCGUCCCCGACGUCGGCGUGACCAAAGUAGUAUCUUCUUUAUACAAAACAACCGGAUCCCGACUGAUCCUCUCAAUCUUCCUCUCCUAUACCCAAACCCAAAAGCCCUCACAGAUGUCCUGGGCUUGGCUCCCCCUUGAAAUAGGAUUGUACGGCAUCGUGCUCGACUUCUGGUUCUACUGGUACCAUCGACUAAUGCACGACGUGAGCUAUCUAUGGAAAUACCACCGAACCCACCACCUCACUAAACACCCGAACCCGCUCCUCGCCGCAUAUGCAGACCACGAGCAGGAAUUCUUCGAUAUGGUCGGCGUACCGGUGAUGACGUACUUUAGUUUGAAAUCAGUCGGUCUACCGAUGGGGUUCUAUGAGUGGUGGAUUUGUCAUGAAUAUGUCGCGUUUGCGGAAGUUUUCGGACAUAGUGGACUGCGGGUUCAUUCGACUGUGCCGUCGACGUUGAGUUGGUUAUUGCAGAUGUUCGAUACGGAGAUUGUGAUUGAGGAUCAUGAUUUGCAUCAUCGGAAGGGUUGGAGGAAGAGUUAUAAUUAUGGUAAGCAGACGAGAUUGUGGGAUCGGAUCUUUGGGACUUGUAUGGAGCGUAUUGAGUCUGUGAAGGGGAAUGUGGAUUAUGAAAAUACGGCCAGGAUGCCUUUGUUUUAG